AUGGCGUCCAACGAGCUGACGGCAGCAGAGGCGGAAUGGAGACUACAGUUCUCAGCUAUGCAAGCUGCCCUUGCCAAUCUUCAUCUUCCUGUCCCUUCCCAAACCGACGAGGUCAGCUCGGAUGAUGACGAUUGGGAAGGGUGUCUGUCUGGAAACGACGGCCAAGAAGACGUGUGGGACUUCAUAUCCGGCCGCGACGCCGACGACUACAGCUGCGAAUCUGUCGAGGCCGAGACUGCGGGGGAAGACGUGCCUCCUCGAGGCGAUAUCUCGGACUGGUUUCUCGACAAAUCCGCCGUCAUUGCUUUUGAGAACGGCCUGGCACCCGACGUUUUCCAGAGCCAGGUGAUAAACCUGCUGGCGUCUGGCCGGUCAGAUGACGAGCUCCAGGCUGAACUCACGGACCUGAUUGGAUUCGACCAUCUUGAAUUCAUCAUUGAUAUCCUGCCUCGGAAAGGGCGUAUCCUCGCGUCUCUCAAAACCGAUGGCCGUGGCGAGGCUGCCAGCAGUGGUCGAUUGUUAAGCAGGGCCGAACGAGAGGCCGCCCUUACGCAACGGGAUUUUGAGCACAAGACGGCAUCUCUAGCUCCGGCUUCCAAAAGGGAGCCACAGUACCCCCAUGUCUACAGAGCCUAUCACGCCGGGAAUACUCUGAGCUAUUCAGGCAAGAAAUACGGGUUGCCGGUAGGAAGCGAGCGUCGCCAAUUCGAGAAAUACGAAGAGUACUAUGUUCCCGCUGGGCGAAAAGGGGUGCUUGGACCUGGCGAGAAGCUGGUCAAGAUCUCGGACCUUGACGGACUGUGCCGAAACACCUUCAAGGGCUACAAGACACUCAAUCGCAUGCAGAGCCUCGUCUUCCCGGUCGGGUACAAGACAAACGAAAACAUGCUGAUCUGUGCCCCCACUGGCGCGGGUAAAACCGAUGCCGCCAUGCUGACCAUCUUGCACACCAUUGGGCAGCACGUCCUCCCGAAUCCCCUGUACAAUCCCGAGGCAACCGAAUUCGCAGUAGACAUGGAUGACUUCAAGGUUGUCUACGUCGCCCCCAUGAAGGCGCUUGCCGCUGAAGUUACCGACAAGUUGGGGAGGCGUCUCGCAUGGCUGGGCAUCAAGUGCCGAGAAUAUACUGGAGACAUGCAACUCACAAAGUCGGAAAUCGUGCAAACUCAAAUCAUCGUCACCACACCGGAGAAGUGGGAUGUCAUCACUCGAAAAGGGACGGGCGAUACAGAGCUGGUUCAGAAAGUGAGGCUUCUGAUAAUUGACGAAGUGCACAUGCUGCACGAUGAGCGCGGUGCCGUCCUCGAGUCUCUUGUCGCGAGGACCGAACGUCAGGUAGAGAGCACGCAGUCGCUUAUCCGCAUCGUUGGGCUCAGUGCCACGCUGCCAAAUUACGUCGAUGUUGCCGACUUUUUGAAGGUCAACAAGUAUGCUGGGCUCUUCUACUUUGACGCCUCUUUUCGCCCUGUGCCUCUUGAGCAGCACUUCAUCGGCGUCAAGGGCAAAGCAGGCUCCAAGCAAUCCAAGGACAACCUGGACAUUGUCGCAUUCCAAAAGGUUCGAGAAAUGCUCGAACAGGAUCAUCAAGUCAUGGUAUUCGUCCAUUCGCGGCGAGACACAAUGGUCACGGCCAGGAUGCUUCACCAAAAGGCCAUUGAACACAUGUGCAUGGAACUGUUUGACCCGACCAGCCAUCCGAAAUUCGAGCAGGCCUCGAGGGAUAUGAAUUCAUCUCGUGCAAAAGACAUACGGGACUUGCUUUCCAAAGGAAUCGGAAUACACCAUGCUGGGAUGGCUAGAGCUGACAGAAACCUCAUGGAGAGGCUUUUCGCCGAAGGCGUCCUAAAGGUGCUGUGCUGCACAGCUACUCUGGCUUGGGGCGUGAACCUGCCCGCCGCUGCGGUAGUGAUCAAGGGAACUCAGGUAUACAGCGCUCAAGAUGGCAAGUUCGUCGACCUCGGUAUCCUGGACGUGUUGCAAAUAUUCGGUCGUGCCGGCCGCCCGCAAUUCGAAGACACGGGAAUCGGCAUGAUCUGUACGACUCAAGAUAAGCUGCCGCAUUACUUGACGGCCAUCACCGAGCAGCAGCCAAUCGAGUCCAAGUUCUCAUCAAAACUCGUUGAUAAUCUCAAUGCUGAGAUUGCGCUGGGGACUGUGACAUCGGUUCAAGACGCCGUCCAAUGGAUUGGGUACUCGUACCUUUUUGUUCGCAUGCAGAGAAGUCCAACCGCGUACGGCAUUGAAUGGGCGGAAAUCCGGGAUGACCCUACUCUUGUGCAGAGGAGACGACAGCUUGCCAUUCAGGCUGCAAGAACUCUGCAGCAAUGCCAAAUGAUCAUAUUCAACGAGAGGACCGAAGAGCUGCGCAGCAAGGACAUUGGCCGAAUCGCGAGCCAGUACUACAUUCUUCACACAAGCAUCCAAGUGUUCAACACGAUGAUGCAGCCGCAUGCCACUGAAGCCGACAUCCUCAAAAUGAUCAGCAUGAGUGGGGAGUUUGACAACAUUCAGUCCAGGGACAACGAGGCCAAGGAGCUGACGCAUUUCAGGGACAACGUGGUUCCUUGCGAUGUCGACGGGGGCAUCGACACGCCCCAGUCCAAGACCAACAUCCUUCUGCAGUCCUACAUUUCGAGACAGCAGCCGGAAGAUUUCGCCUUGUCCAACGACAUGAAUUAUGUUGCCCAGCAGUCCGGUCGUAUCUGCCGAGCCCUGUUCAUGCUCGCACUGAACAGGAAAUGGGGCCAUCAGUGCCUGGUUUUGCUGAGUCUGUCCAAGUCGAUUGAGAAGAGAAUCUGGCCGUUUCAGCAUCCGCUGCACCAGUUCGACCUGCCCAAGACGGUGCUCAAUCAGCUCGAUUCCAAGGAGAACCUCACCGUGGAGACCUUGAAAGACUUGGAACCCGCCGAAAUCGGCGGUCUGGUGCACAACCACAGCGCGGGCAAGACGAUUGCCAAGUUUCUGAGCAGCUUCCCGACGGUACACGUGGAGGCAGAGAUCGCGCCGUUGAACCGCGACGUGCUGCGAAUCAAGCUGCACGUGAUUCCGGACUUUUCGUGGAAAGAUCAGGUCCACGGAACCUCGGAGUCGUUUUAUGUCUGGGUCGAGAACUCUGAAACUUCCGAGAUCUAUCACUACGAGUUCUUCAUCCUGAAUAGGAGAAAGCUCCACGACGACCACGAACUAAACUUCACCAUCCCGCUAUCAGACCCACUGCCGACGCAAAUCUACGUCAGGGCAGUAUCCGACAGGUGGCUCGGUGCCGAGACGGUCACGCCAGUCUCGUUUCAGCAUCUCAUCCGCCCUGACACGGAAAGCGUGUACACGGACCUUCUCAACUUGCAGCCGCUGCCCAUCUCGGCUCUGAAAAAUCCCGGCCUGGAGGAAAUCUACGGUCAGCGGUUCCAGUUCUUCAACCCGAUGCAGACUCAAAUCUUCCACACGCUGUACCACACGCCUGGCAACGUCCUCCUCGGAUCCCCGACGGGCAGUGGAAAGACGGUCGCGGCCGAGUUGGCCAUGUGGUGGGCUUUCCGGGAGCGACCCGGGUCCAAGGUCGUGUACAUUGCUCCCAUGAAGGCUCUGGUCCGGGAGCGCGUCAAAGACUGGGGGACGAGAUUGGCCCGCCCUCUUGGACUCAAAAUCGUCGAACUGACUGGCGAUAAUACCCCGGACACACGAACUAUCAAGGAUGCCGACAUAAUAAUCACAACUCCUGAGAAAUGGGACGGCAUCUCACGUUCUUGGCAGACCAGAGGCUACGUCAGGCAGGUGAGCUUGGUCAUAAUUGACGAGAUACAUUUGCUUGCAGGCGAUAGAGGUCCCAUUUUGGAGAUUAUUGUUUCUCGAAUGAAUUACAUUUCGUCAUUGACCAAAAACAAAGUCCGCCUCCUUGGCAUGUCCACCGCGUGCGCCAACGCCACCGACUUGGGGAGCUGGCUUGGCGUCGAGGAAGGGCUUUUCAACUUCAAGCACUCGGUCCGUCCGGUACCCCUGGAGCUCUACAUUGACGGUUUCCCGAAUAUCCGAGGGUUCUGCCCCCUGAUGCAGUCCAUGAACCGGCCAACCUUCCUGGCCAUCAAGAACCACAGUCCCAACAAGCCAGUCAUUGUCUUUGUCGCCUCUCGUAGACAGACUCGCCUGACGGCCAAAGACCUCAUCAAUUUCUGCGGCAUGGAGGACAACCCUCGCCGUUUUCUGCGCAUGGACGAGGAGGACCUGCAGCUCAACCUCGCACGGGUCAAGGACGAUGCUCUGAAGGAGGCCAUCAACUUCGGCAUCGGGCUUCAUCACGCCGGCCUGGUGGAGUCUGAUCGCCAGCUGUCCGAGGAGCUGUUUCUGAACAACAAGAUCCAGAUCCUGGUAGCGACCAGUACCCUCGCGUGGGGUGUGAAUCUGCCCGCGCACCUGGUUGUCGUCAAGGGGACUCAGUUCUACGACGCCAAGGCUGAAGGGUACAGGGACAUGGACCUCACCGACGUGCUUCAGAUGCUGGGCCGGGCCGGGCGGCCGCAGUUUGACAAUUCCGGGGUGGCGCGCAUCUUCACGCAAGAUGCCAAGAAGGACUUCUACAAGCACUUCCUGCAUACCGGAUUCCCGGUCGAGUCGUCUCUCCACACCGUGCUGGACAACCAUCUUUGCGCCGAGGUGUCGGCCGGAACCAUUGUCACCAAGCAAGACGCCCUGGACUACCUCACGUGGACCUUUUUCUUCCGGAGACUGCACAAGAACCCUUCGUACUACGGCCUAGAGCUGUCGCCCGAGGAGCACAGCACCGUGGCCGCGCAGCAGCUGGCCAACGAGUACAUGGUCGACAUGGUCAACAAGUCGCUCGACGAGCUCGCCCAGUCAAGGUGCGUCGAGGUCUUGCCCAACGGAGACGUCGACGCCACGCCCCUCGGCAAGAUCAUGAGCUACUACUACCUGUCGCACAAGACGAUCCGCCACCUGGUGCGCCACGCCAGGGCAAAUGCGUCCUUCCUCGACGUGCUCUCCUGGAUGUCCCGAGCCGCCGAGUACGACGAGCUGCCCGUCCGCCACAACGAGGACCGCGUCAACGACACGCUGUCGGCGAACCUCGCCUAUCCCGGCCACGCCUUCGGCCUGCCCAUGUGGGACCCGCACGUCAAGGCCUUCCUCCUCCUGCAGGCGCACAUGUCGCGCAUCGAGCUCCCCAUCACGGACUACGUCGGCGACCAGACCUCGGUGCUGGACCAGGCCAUCCGCAUCGUCCAGGCGUCCGUCGACGUCCUCGCCGAGCUGGGGCACCUGUCCUCGUGCCUGCAGAUGAUGAAGCUCCUGCAGUGCAUCAAGUGCGCCCGCUGGCCGACCGACGCCCCCGUCUCCAUCCUGCCCGGCAUCGAGCCCGACUCGACCGAGGACGAGACCACGCUGGCCGAAGUCGGCGCGGCCAAGCCCUCGGAAGUGGCCAGCCUCGGCAAGCGCCUCGGUCUCGGGUCGAGCCAGCUGCUGUCGCGCUUCGCCCACGCCGCGUCGCUGCUUCCCGACGUGUCGGUGUCGGCCGAGCACGUCACGUGGCGCUCCCUUACCGUCGCUCUGAGGCGCGUCAACGCUCUCGUGGACCGCGGCGCGCGCAUCUACGCGCCCAGGUUCCCCAAGCCCCAAGCCGAAGGCUGGUUCGUGCUAGUCGCCGACGUGCAACGCGACGAGGUCAUUGCCGUCAAGAGGGCCACGUGGACCAGCACCGGCGUGCCGUCCGCCAGGGUUGUCAUGAAGCUGCCGGAGCCGCAGCAAGGUCAGGCCAGGAAAGUGGACGUGCUGGUCGUCAGCGACGGAUACGUAGGACUGGAAUACCGGCUCCUGGGCGUGGACAUUCCAGCGCCUGCUGCGACGCAAGACGACGACGGUUGA
This is a messenger RNA of Ustilaginoidea virens, 5871 nucleotides long. RefSeq lists its product as uncharacterized. Bases 1 to 5871 code for a protein of 1956 amino acids. Gene Ontology annotation, molecular function: ATP binding; nucleic acid binding; ATP hydrolysis activity. The record is from RefSeq and is a predicted model, not a curated record. NCBI's taxonomy places the organism in Eukaryota, Fungi, Ascomycota, Sordariomycetes, Hypocreales, Clavicipitaceae. The transcript is spliced from 3 exons.